This is a messenger RNA of Schistocerca piceifrons (Central American locust), 3047 nucleotides long. RefSeq names its product vesicle transport protein SFT2B. The record is from RefSeq and is a predicted model, not a curated record. Bases 374 to 862 code for a protein of 162 amino acids. Lineage: Eukaryota; Metazoa; Arthropoda; Insecta; Orthoptera; Acrididae. The transcript has 4 exons. Gene Ontology annotation, cellular component: membrane. Gene Ontology annotation, biological process: vesicle-mediated transport.
GUCACAAAGGAAGUGUUCCGAUACUAGCGUCGCACAGAGUUUUGUACAUGUAUCGGCAUCUCUAGACUAUAAUCUUCAGCAGAGCAUAAUUGAAAAAUGAUGUCUGUGGAAUUUGGCAAGAAAAUCGUUGUUUUUAACGAUGAAGCAUCGAGAAGAAGUUUUGGAAGUAAGAGGUAGGCAUUCUUUGGUUGUGUUUGCAUGUGACACUUGUUGCUGAGAUUGGCAAAGCUGUUCUGCAGAACUGUCAAAAUCUGAAGCUACACAUUGUAUAGGUGCAGCGUAUUGACAAGUUAACGAAAAAGACUGAAAGGGAAGAACGACCACUAGUACUAAAUCUUCGCGUCGUUUAUAAGCUUCUGUGGUUUGCUCAGUGAUGGAUAAACUUCGAAGAGCCUUAAGUGGAAAUGAUGCCCAGCCGGAAGAAGAAAGCGGCAUUAUGCCACAGCUGAUGGAAUCAACGACACUUAGUUGGUCAACAAGACUGAAAGGAUUUAUUGUAUGCUUUUUAAUUGGCAUUCUGUGUUCAAUUUUGGGAUCCUUCUCACUUUUCUUUAGCAGAGGUCUGGUGCUGUUUGCUGUUUUUUACACUCUGGGGAAUAUCAUUACACUUGCAAGCACGUGUUUCCUAAUGGGGCCUGUCAACCAAAUUAAGAAAAUGUUUGCCCCGACAAGAGUAAUUGCAACAAUUAUGGUUAUCGUGAUGUUUGGGCUCACUCUUUUUGCUGCCAUUUGGUGGAAGAAAGCUGGCUUGGCACUGCUGUUUGUUAUCCUUCAAUCCCUUGCCAUGACGUGGUAUUCUAUCUCAUACAUACCAUAUGCUCGAGAUGCAGUUAAGAAAACUGUCUCUGCUUGUAUUGCAUAAUGGAUGCAAAGGAAAAAGCACAUUUUUCAUGUGCUGUGUUGAUAUUCUGGUAACAUUGGAGGCAGCAACUCGGAUCAUCAGUACAAGUUAAUUUAUAUUUCUCUGUAUAUGCAAGAGAUGUUGUAUGUGUACAUGAGUGUUCCGUGCUGUCCUUCCAGGAUGUGACCUGUAGCUUUCAUUACUGAUGUACUAUUUUACUAUCUAUUCUUGUAAAUAUCUUGAUGUUUGUGGUUAUAAAUGUAUUUCAAGGCUGACUGUGUGUUAAAGAUUAUAAAUUUAACUCCAGAAAUUAUUUUUGUACAAAUGUUGAUGUAAUCUUUAAAUAAUGUUUCAGGGCACAUCCUACAUUGUACUCAGUUACUGUUUUCAAAGAAUUGUUUCCUACUCUUUCUUCAUUUUUAGCUGACAUUAGUAGUCAGAGAAAAUUGAAUUUGAUUGUUCACUGAAUGAAAGAACUAAUUAUGUAGAAUUUGCUAUAUGAAAAGGAAGCAGAAACAGCUUCUACUUUUCUUGUCUUGUGAAAGGUGAAGCUUGGAUAGAAAAUUACACUGUACAGAAUUGCCAUAUUGUCCUCUCAAAUAAACUGAUGAAAACUUAUCAGGUAACUAAGAAACUCACAAGAAUUAUGUCAAGAAUAAGAAUAUCUUUGCCAAGUGUUACAUUUAAAAAAAAAAGAGUAAAAAGAAGUGAUUAGUUAGACGCUAUUUAUGUUAAAGUAAAAUUUCAUCAGUAGCCCAUUUCAUGACUGUUGCUAAUUGUAUGUACCGUUUCUAUGAAAAAGAGAGACUGUUGUAUUGGCAUGUUUUAGCAUGUCUGUGUGCCAGUUUAGCUAAUUCCUUCUGUACAGUAAAGGCAUUAACUUCUCUUAGGAUUUUCCACUUGCUGAUGUUUGCAGCCAGUAUUGGUACAAUUGUCAUUAACUAAGCAGUGUUGGUCAUACCAUGUCACCACAAUUGAAAAUGUGUGUUGGUACUGGUUUUUGGUACAAUUUGAUAUCAAAUAUAGAAGUCCAAUGUACUGUAUAGGACUGUUGUUUAAUUACGUUUAAUUAUGUUUCUACUAGCUGAUUAAUUUAAAUAGUGCAUCCAUGUGGCAACCAGUCAUUGUCUCAGAGCAGUGUAAUUUGAAGCUCUGACAUUUUUGAUAGCUCAUUUAUCUGACAAAGAUAAAAGAAAACCACUCACUAUACAACGGAAGUGUUAAGUAGUAAUCGGGUUUACAAAUGGAUUUUUUCCAUUCGUGAGAGUGAUCCCAAAGGUGCCACAAAAAUUUUGUGUAUGCUGAAGUACAGCAGACAAAUCAUUUUAAAUUUUUCUUCUACACAGUGCAUAGUUGUCUAUUAUCCUAGUAUUGUUUAUACUCAGCCAGUCAAAUUGACGGAUUUUUUUCCAUCUGUGUGAACAAAUGUUUCUUCUGACUAUCUUCUUGUUUUGCUUCUCAAAAUAUCAUGCCACAUGGUAUGCGACAAAAUAAGGUCCUGUUUUCACCAUUUUUGUCGUUCACAAUUGUUUCAUAUGAAGCUAUACACACAUUCAUGAUUCUUCUAGAGUAAAUAGCAAGUAACAUUUUUCCUUUGGGUGUAUUUGAGAUAUUCUCAUUAGCAUUGCUGCAACGUUUGACAUAAAGAGUAUAUGUAAAAAGAUAUUACAGUGUUGUGCACUUUCCUCCAUAAUAGUGUCUCGUGGAGUGGACACUGAAGUGUAAAUUUACUGUGGGAAGUGAGAGCGGUACAAAGCAAUGACAUUCGUAGAUGAAGCAUUGAAAUUUUUACUUUGCUCAAAUUCUGAUUGCAUUUCAUUUUCUGAAAGUGAAAUGUAAUUCACUCUGUAAGUCAAUUACAUAUGCUGUGAAUUUUAUAUUUAUAUAUUUAAUCUGAUAUAAACUCUCAUUAUUUUAAAAAAAGUAUGUAGACAGUAUUCAAAAUUUUUAUGUAAUGAUUAGGAAAGUUCAAUCUGCUGACAUUCUUAACUUGAGAAAAUGUAUUCCCAUAUGAAAUGCAGGAAAAAAAAUCGGUUCCACAAAAUUACCUUUGUGCCAAAACUUAAUGUUCUUUAUUUCAGUUUCACUCUGUUCCCUCAAAUAUUUGAAGUGGGAAAAAAAUGCACAUACCAGUUUUAUUCUAAAAGGAAUUAUCAUUAUACUGCUGAAGUCCAAAAAAUUAAUAAAAGUGUGAGAAAAGAACAAA